Messenger RNA from Diceros bicornis minor, 2582 nucleotides. It is a transcript of the gene TNFSF10, whose product is annotated as TNF superfamily member 10. Gene Ontology annotation, molecular function: CD40 receptor binding; tumor necrosis factor receptor binding. The transcript is spliced from 5 exons. The record is from RefSeq and is a predicted model, not a curated record. NCBI's taxonomy places the organism in Eukaryota, Metazoa, Chordata, Mammalia, Perissodactyla, Rhinocerotidae. Gene Ontology annotation, biological process: immune response. Gene Ontology annotation, cellular component: membrane. Bases 51 to 920 code for a protein of 289 amino acids.
AAUAACCUGCUGCCCAGCUCUCUUUGCAACAGUCAGUCCCUGACAGGAUCAUGGCCAUGAUGCCGGCCGCAGGGGGCCCCAGCCCCGGACAGACCUGCGUGCUGAUCCUGAUCUUCACAGUACUCCUGCAGGCCCUCUGUGUGGCUGUGACUUACUUGUACUUCACCAACGAGCUGAAACAGAUGCAGAACAAAUACUCCAAAAGUGGCAUUGCCUGUUUCUUAAAUGAAGACGACAGCUACUGGGACCCCAAUGAUGAGGAGAGUAUGAAUGACCCCUGCUGGCAAGUCAAGUGGCAGCUGCGUCAGUUUGUUAGAAAGAUGAUUUUGAGAACCUAUGAGGAAUCUCUUCCUACAAUUUCAGAAAAGCAACAAAAUAUUCCUCCAGAAGUAAGAGAAAGAGGUCUUCAGAAAGUAGCAGCUCACAUAACUGGGACCAGUCGGAGAAGAAGCACAGUCUCAGUUCCACGCUCCAAGAAUGAAAAAGCUCUGGGCCAGAAAAUAAACUCCUGGGAGACAUCAAGAAAAGGACAUUCAUUCCUGAAUAAUUUGCACUUGAGGAAUGGAGAGCUGGUUAUCCAUCAAACGGGGUUUUAUUACAUCUAUUCCCAAACAUACUUUCGAUUUCAGGAACCUGAGGAAAUUUUGGGAACAGUUGCAAGAGAAGGGAACAGAAAGAGAAACAAACAGAUGGUACAAUAUAUUUACAAAAACACAGAUUAUCCUGACCCUAUUCUGCUGAUGAAAAGUGCUAGAAAUAGUUGUUGGUCUAAAGAUUCCGAAUAUGGACUCUAUUCCAUCUAUCAAGGUGGAAUAUUUGAGCUUAAGGAAAAUGACAGAAUUUUUGUCUCUGUAACUAAUGAGCACUUGAUUGACAUGGACCAAGAAGCCAGUUUUUUCGGGGCCUUUUUAAUUGGCUAAAUAAUCUGCAAGGAAAAAACAGUGCCUUCAAAGUAACAUUUCAUUUUCAGGGUGCUAUACUGUGAAAAUAUCCCACCACAUGACAAAGUAAGGCAGCCUGAGCACAGCAGUCCCACCAAAAGACUUUGCAACAUACACCUUUUUAAUAUCUCUGAAAAGUGACCAAAUUAUUCCAAGAAAGUGAAAUUGCCAACAGAACCUUCAGGGGUCUACCUGAUAUCGGUUUGCUAGCAGAAAUCUAGAAGAUUCUGUUUCCAAACACUUAUGUAGCAAUUAACAUCUUCUGUCUUUAUCAUCUACUCUCGUGAAGAUUCCAGAAGAAAGAAUAACGAUCCAUCUCUUAAGUAGUAUAUCACAUCGGUAGUUUCCACGUUGCCAUAAAGGCAGAACAUUCUCCAAGUUGAAAGAAAAAGGGCACCAGUAAGAGGUCGCGGUCAGGGGAGCCAAUCUCUGUCAAUAUAUGCAACCUGCAAAGGGAGUUUGUGCUGUGCAGGACCUUGCAGGAGUCACCUCAUACACCUGGAUCUGGUGGAUGGAAAUAAGCAAGUUCCACUCAAAAUAGUAUCACUUUGUUAAAAAAACAAAGUUAUGUUUGGUGAACAAGGAACUAUUUCCGAAUGGCUUGUGCUUUUCACUACCAAAAGUCAAACUGGCCAAAAGUGCUGAAGGUAUUUUUGAUAAAAGACUCUAUAAUGCCUGAUCAGCUAAUAAAAAUCAGGGAAUGUAGUCUCAUGUGAGCAGGAGGAGAAAUGGGAAAAGUGGAAAUGACAAGCACAGGUAAAUCAGCAGAAAAGAGACAAAUAAAGAUCUGCCCCCACCCCUCCACCCCACCCCCACUCCUCCACUGCCACAUGUCAAUAUCAAGUAUAUAUCUGCUUAAGGUUGCAUCAUUUAUCUGCCCCUGCCCCUGCCAGAAGAACAGCAAUUACUUUUAUCUUCCAAAAUCAUGGCACAAAACAUUUCAUUUCACCAUGUAAUUUAACCAGUUGUAGAAACAAAAUUAGUUGGAGGAUUUGUCUAAUCUCUUCUAAUUGUUAUUCCUAACCACAGCAUAAUUUAUACUCUUUGGAUGUAUGCUCAAAUGUUCAUUUAAAUGUGUUCUGAUCAAAUAGGGCUUUUUCUAAAAGGCUCAUUCAAAUUUAAAUUUGCAACGUACUUGAGACACCUGGCGCUUCUGACCCUCCUUACACUGCUUUUUCCAUAACACUAGUCAAGCUCUACAUACUAACGAAUUACUCAUUUGUUAUUCUGUUUUUUAAAGCCUGUCUCCUCUCACAAGAAUAUGAGCCAUGAUAGCAGAGAAUGUUUAGUACUGUUUACAUCUGCAUCCCCAGUACCUAGAACAGUACCUGAACAUAAUACCCAUGCAAAAUAUAUUUGUGAAUAAAUGAAUGACUGAAUGAAUGAAUACUUAGUCAUAUGGAAAAAAAGAAAGAAAUAUCCCCUGCCUUACCCCUUACACUGAAAAAACUUUGGAGAAUUUCAAAAGUAAUCUCAUGGUGGAGAAGAACUUUUCAACCAGGAUUUAAAACCCAAAGAAAAAGACUGAAAUGUUUGAGGACAUAUGACUUAGGGAUGGGAAAAAGAAUUAUUUUUACUUUAUAUUUUUAUACUAAAAUCUUAAAAUAUGUUUCUUUUUCAAUAAAAAAAAUUGUUAAAGUA